Messenger RNA from Carassius gibelio (silver crucian carp), 844 nucleotides. RefSeq names its product troponin I, fast skeletal muscle-like. Gene Ontology annotation, cellular component: troponin complex. NCBI's taxonomy places the organism in Eukaryota, Metazoa, Chordata, Actinopteri, Cypriniformes, Cyprinidae. The record is from RefSeq and is a predicted model, not a curated record. Bases 123 to 653 code for a protein of 176 amino acids. The transcript has 7 exons. Gene Ontology annotation, biological process: muscle contraction.
GGUUUGGCUGAGCCUUCACAGAAUGCUAUCAAACCCAUCUUUCAGUAUAGAGGCCACCCACAGUUCCUCGUCUGUCCUGUCAACCAGAUUUUCUUAAAGAAGAGCACAACAAGCCUGCCAUCAUGUCUGAUAAAAAGAUGAGCUCUAGCCGUCGGCAUCAUCUCAAGAGUUUGAUUCUGGGUAUAGCCAAGGAGCUGCUGGUGGGUGAGGAAAAGCGGACAGAGGAGGACAGAGCUCGCUAUAUGGAGGAGAAAAGUCCUCCUCUGUCUCUGCCUGGCUCACUGCAGGAAUUACAGAACCUGUGCAAAGAGCUUCAUCAGAAGAUUGAUGUGGUGGAUGAGGAGAGAUAUGACCUGUCUGUUAAAGUGGCCAAGAGUGAAAAAGAGAUUGAGGACCUGAAGAUAAAGGUUCAGGACCUGGUAGGUAAAUUCAAGAAACCCGCUCUUAAGAAAGUACGGAUGUCUGCUGAUGCCAUGCUGCAGGCCCUGCUGGGCUCCAAACACAAAGUGUCCCUGGACCUGAGAGCCAACCUCAAACAGGUCAAGAAGGAGGUCAAGGAGGAGGAUAAGGAGGCAGUGGGAGACUGGCGUAAGAACAUCGAGGAUAAGGCCGGCAUGGGCGGCAGGAAGAAGAUGUUUGAAUCCGAGGCUUAAACAGGCUGACAUUGUACUUGUGGAGUUGAUUUCUGAUGGUCUUUCUGUUGUCGCUGUUGCAAUGGUCUGUCAAAAUGUGCUUUCACAUCCAACAAACUAAUAUUAAUUAAGCUAAUCAUAAUAUUUUGAAUGUCAUGUACUACAUGAGUGAUCCAUGAGCUCACCUUAACAAAUAAAAGUAUUAAAAGAAA